AUGAAUGCUCAAUAUAUUGCAAGACGUGGUAGAUCUCGAAGUCAUCAUGAUGAGAUUAGUCUGGAGCAUUAUUAUCGAGUGGAUAUAUUUCUUGCAACAAUUGAUUAUCAAUUGCAAGAGUUACAUAGCAGGUUUAAUGAUCAUACCGUGGAAUUGCUUAUUUUGAGCACUGCUUUAGAUCCUAGAAAUGGAUUUAUGCUAUUCAAGAUUGAUGAUUUUUGUAAACUUGCAGAGAAGUUCUAUCCGAAUGAUUUUAUGGAGCAAGAACUAGUACGUCUAAGAAUAGAACUUCAACAUUUUGAACUCGACAUUCCAAAUCAUCCUGAAUUGCAGGAAUUAUCUGGUAUUAAUGAGUUAUGUCAAGGCUUGGUGAAGACAAGAAAAUCAGUGAUAUAUCAUGUUAUUGAUAGAUUGAUUAGACUUGAUCUUACUCUUCCUGUAUCAACUGCAACUUCAGAGUGGGCAUUUUCAAUUAUGAAAAAAUCAAGACAAAGCUCCAAAAUAAGAUGGAAGAUAAUUUCUUGA
Molecule: messenger RNA, 525 nt
Organism: Coffea arabica (coffee)
Lineage: Eukaryota; Viridiplantae; Streptophyta; Magnoliopsida; Gentianales; Rubiaceae
Source: RefSeq, a predicted model, not a curated record